Molecule: messenger RNA, 3743 nt
Organism: Fundulus heteroclitus (mummichog)
Lineage: Eukaryota; Metazoa; Chordata; Actinopteri; Cyprinodontiformes; Fundulidae
Gene: ubash3ba
Product: ubiquitin associated and SH3 domain containing Ba
Exons: 14
Coding region: 721-2649 (642 amino acids)
Molecular function (GO): protein binding
Source: RefSeq, a predicted model, not a curated record
CGCAGACAGGAAGUGUGAGCAGCAUUUUCCACCGUCCAGCUCUAUCACGGGUUUUAUAAUCAGCAUAGCGCUCCAUACAAUCCCCAUACGUGUUAAAACAACACCUCUCUGAGCGAGUGGAGUUUCGUACUUCGUUUUUAAAGGUCAAACAAUUCCCUGUCCUCACAGACGCUGCUGGCUGCUGUACUGUCUCUUUAACUGAAGGGGUCGCGGCUGAUCCUCCGCUCGCUCCUCUGGCUCCAGCUCCAUUCAUGAAUAAGACAACAUUUGUUGGAGGAGGGAAACUUGUGCUGUCGCAUCUGAUUUUUUUUCAGAUCAGCGGACCGGAUGCGAGGGGCAGGCAGCAGCCAGAUGUGUGCACCGCUGUCGGCGACACGGCUGAGAGCGCAGAAGUGACUUCCCAUGGCCGAGCCCCCUGCUGAUGGUUUUGGUUUCACGUUGCGAGCCGUCAGGAGAAGCAGCAGCAGCAGCGGGAGGAGGAGGAGGAGGAGGAGGCAGCUCGUUCCAGCUCUCAACCAAAACAUGCUCGCUGCCUCGCAGAGUUUCGUGAUAUUUACGUGCUUCCGUCCAGACCGAGUCCCUCUGGUUUAAAUAGCUCAUCACUUCCGCCUUCCUUUAUUUUUUCCCCCCUCCUCCUUCUUCUUCUUCUUGUUAUCUGCUGAUAUUUGAAAAAUCCAUCAGCGGAGCUCUGGACCUGACGUACCGAUGGGGCAGUGAGUCAUGGCAGCAAAGGAGGACCUGUACGCCAAAGUGACACCGCGGAGGCAGCGCCAGAACCGGCCCAACACCGUCAAACAUGGCUCUACUCUGGACGUGCUGCUGUCCAUGGGCUUCCCCAGGACCAGGGCAUUGAAAGCUCUGGUUUCAACCGGAGGCAAAAACGUCCAGGCGGCCUGUGACUGGCUCUUCUCUCAUUUGGAUGACCCCUUCCUGGACGACCCCUUGCCCAGAGAGUAUGUGUUAUACCUGCGGCCCAGUGGACCUCUGCUCCAGCAGCUCUCCCAGUUCUGGAAGCAGUCGCGCCUCACCUGCGGGAAGAACAAGGCCCACAACAUCUUCCCUCACAUCACCCUCUGCCAGUUCUUCAUGUGUGCUGAUGAGAAGGUAGAGGCCCUGACCGACGCCCUCCAGGCCACCGUGGCCAAGUGGAAGGGACGCAUCCCCAUGCCUCUGCCCCUGGAGCUCUACAUCUCCUCCACCUUCAUUGGACUUUUCGUGGAGGAGCAGAUGGCCGAGGUUCUGAAGAGUUUUGCCGCCGACUUUGCGACCGAGGCAGCAUCUAAAGCAGACGCCCACGUUGAGCCCCAUAAGAAGCAGCUUCACGUCACUAUGGCCUACCACUUCCAUACCAGUCACCUUCCAGUUCUGGAGAAGCUGGCCAAAAGCCUAGACGUGGCCGCUGGCUGUGAUUGGCUGGCCGUGCUCCUCUCCAGGGACAUUCGCUUUGCUAACCACGAGACGCUUCAAGUGAUGUACCCGUACGUGCCUCAGAACGACGACGAGCUUGAGCUGCUGCAAGGCGACUUCAUCUUCAUGUCCCCGGUGGAGCAGAGCACUGCCAGCGAGGGCUGGGUGUACGGCACCUCGCUGGGCACGGGGCUGUCCGGCCUGCUGCCCGAGAACUACGUGAGCCACGCCGACGAGUCGGACACAUGGGUUGUUCACGGGUCUCACUCCUUUCUCAACUGUGCCUCUCCGUCCACGUCCGGCAGCCUUGCGGGAGGGCUGCUGUUUGACGGACAGCUGAACGACAGUCUGCUCGACAGUCUCAUGGAUCCUUCCAGCCUCACCGGCCUCUGUCCGCCUAGGCAGGUGUCGAAGCCAGGCGCCCAUUCCUCCUCGUCCAGGAUGAGGCUGUUUGUGUGUCGGCACGGCGAGAGGAUGGACGUGGUGUUCGGCAAACACUGGGUCAGCCAGUGUUUUGAUUCCAAAGGUGGAUACGUUCGUUCUAAUCUCAACAUGCCGUGCAGCCUCCCCCCCAGGAUCGGAGGUCAUCGGGACUAUGAAAAGGAUUGCCCCAUUACUGUGUUUGGCUCCACCCAGGCCCGUCUAGUAGGUGAAGCCCUGUUAGAAAGCCACACAAAAAUAGACUUUAUUUACUGCUCUCCUUCGCUCCGCUGUGUCCAGACUGCUCAUCACAUCCUCCAAGGUCUCCAGCUGGAGGCCACGGUAAAAAUCCGCGUGGAGCCCGGUUUGUUCGAAUGGACCAAAUGGGUUUCAGGCACCUGCCUCCCCGCUUGGAUCCCACCGGCUGAGCUGGCGGCGGCGAACCUGAGUGUUGACACAACGUACAGACCUCAUAUGCCCGUAAGCAAGCUGACGGUGUCAGAGUCCUACGACACCUACAUCAGCAGGAGCUUCCAAGUGACCCGAGAGAUCCUGACAGAGUGCAAAAAUCUGGGAAACACGGUCCUGAUUGUGGCCCAUGCUUCCUCCCUGGAGGCCUGCACUCGCCAAAUACAGGGCCUCAGCCCCCAAAACUCCAAGGACUUUGUCCAGGUUGUCCGAAAGAUUCCCUACUUGGGCUUUUGCGCUUGUGAAGAAAUGGGAGAGACGGGCGUGUGGCAGCUGGUCGACCCGCCCAUCUUGCCUCUGACACAUGGACCCAAUCACAGUUUCAACUGGAGGGAAAUGCUAAUGCAGGACUGAAGGAUGUGCCGUGUUGCUCCCUCUCUUUUUGUCAGCCUGAACCCCUGAGACAUUAUUUAUUUUUCUUCCUUUUUACGUCUCUAGAAUCCCAUCCAAACUACCGAAAGGACAAAGAGAAACACAGCGUGGCUUCCAAUAAAAGACAUUAUGCAAAAAAUGAAUAAAUAAACUAAAAAAAAAUGGCCAAUAAAUUGCAGCUAUGAUAUAUAUGUAUAUAUAUAUAGACGCUCAGGAAAGAGAAAAUCCAGUCUGUGGUGAGAUCACAGCAAAAGCAAGCUUCAGGUUGGAUGGCAUUUUGCUGCCUGCCUCCAUGGCACUUAUUAACCGAGUAUGUGGAGGUGCUACAGAGGAGAAUCGGACGCUUUUCGAGCGAAGCGACGAAACAAGAUUUUCAGCCGAAGCGCCGUCUCUGUCUGCGCCCCCCCCCCCCCCCCUCCCUCUGGCGGAGGGGAAGUGGGUGGUGGCGACUUUGUGCUCUGCUGCCUUUUCACACACUGUGACAUGCAUUAGUUGAGACACACUUGCUCCACAAGAGAUAUUUUUUUCCACGUGUCAAAAGUGAUUCUUUAACUUGUAGCGACGUCCCCACCGUAAAAGAAGCACAGUAGAAAAGGUCGACAAUCAGAAAAGGGGAGCACUGUCUGGUCUUAAUUAUUUUGUUAUUGUUGAGGUCGGUUUUGAAAAUUUCUCUUAUUUCUGUUCUGCUCCUGUAAAUUCCAUAUCACUUCCUUCCCGCCGUCACACUUAUGAGACCGCCUGAACGUUUGACCCGCUAGUAGAGCCUCUGCCCACGUAGCUCAUCUAGAGACAGCUAAGCAGACGUAACAAAUGAAGUCUAUUAUAUUAAUUCACAUGAUUAACUGCAAUGUUACUGUUAUGCAGGUGCCUCUACUAAAAGUUACUGCUCGUUUGUCAAUCCCCAUCCCUGAAACUGUGUAAGCCUCGCAAAGACUUUGCUUUUCAAACAAUUGGUGCAUUUUUUUUUUUUUUUUACAUUAAAUAAUUUAAGUACUUAUUGCUUAAAGCAUAUUUUUGUUGUAUGAUUUAAAAUCUGUCCAUACUCUAUGAAUAAAAGACAGUUUUUGGAGUUGUUA